AUGGCGGCGGCGGCGGCGGCGGCGGCGGCGGCGGCGGCGGCCGCGGCCUCCUCGGGCAGCCCCGGCGCGGGCGAGGGCCCGGCGGGCGGCGACAAGCGCGGCGCGGCGUCCUCGGCCGCGGGCUCGGCGGCGGCGGCGGCGGCGGCGGCGGGCGCGGCGGGCGCGGCGGCGGCGUCGCCCGCGGGCGGCGGCGGCGAGGCGCUGGAGCUGCUGGAGCACUGCGGCGUGUGCCGGGAGCGCCUGCGGCCCGAGCGCGAGCCGCGCCUGCUGCCCUGCCUGCACUCGGCCUGCGGCGCCUGCCUCGGGCCCGCCGCGCCCGCCGCCGCCAACAGCGCGGGGGACGGCGGCGCGGCGGGCGACGGCGCCGUGGUGGACUGCCCGGUGUGCAAGCAGCAGUGCUUCUCCAAGGACAUCGUGGAGAACUACUUCAUGCGCGACAGCGCCGGCAAGGCCGCCGCCGACUCGCAGGACGCCAACCAGUGCUGCACCAGCUGCGAGGACAACGCCCCGGCCACCAGCUACUGCGUGGAGUGCUCCGAGCCGCUGUGCGAGACCUGCGUGGAGGCGCACCAGCGCGUCAAGUACACCAAGGACCACACCGUGCGCUCCACCGGGCCGGCCAAGUCGAGGGACGGAGAGCGCACCGUGUACUGCAGCGUGCAUAAGCACGAGCCGCUUGUGCUGUUCUGCGAGAGCUGUGACACCCUUACUUGCCGGGACUGCCAGCUCAAUGCCCACAAGGAUCACCAGUACCAAUUCUUGGAGGAUGCAGUGAGGAACCAGCGUAAGCUCCUGGCCUCACUGGUGAAGCGCCUUGGGGACAAGCAUGCAACGCUACAGAAGAACACCAAGGAGGUUCGCAGCUCAAUCCGCCAAGUGUCUGACGUACAGAAGCGGGUGCAGGUGGAUGUGAAGAUGGCCAUCCUGCAGAUCAUGAAGGAGCUGAAUAAGCGGGGCCGUGUGCUGGUCAAUGACGCCCAGAAGGUGACGGAGGGGCAGCAGGAGCGCCUGGAGCGGCAGCAUUGGACCAUGACCAAGAUCCAGAAGCACCAGGAACACAUCCUGCGCUUCGCCUCCUGGGCGCUGGAGAGUGACAACAACACAGCUCUCCUUCUCUCCAAGAAGCUGAUCUACUUCCAGCUGCACCGGGCCCUCAAGAUGAUCGUGGACCCUGUGGAGCCCCACGGCGAGAUGAAGUUCCAGUGGGACCUGAACGCCUGGACCAAGAGCGCAGAGGCUUUUGGCAAGAUCGUGGCGGAACGUCCUGGCACCAACUCGACGGGCCCUGCCUCCAUGGCCCCUCCACGGGCCCCAGGGCCCCUGAGCAAGCAGGGUUCUGGCAGCAGCCAGCCCAUGGAAGUCCAGGAAGGCUAUGGCUUUGGAUCAGACGACCCUUACUCCAGCGCAGAGCCCCACGUGUCAGGCGUGAAACGGUCCCGCUCAGGUGAGGGUGAGGUGAGCGGCCUCAUGCGUAAGGUGCCACGAGUGAGCCUCGAGCGCCUAGACCUGGACCUCACGGCUGACAGUCAACCUCCAGUCUUCAAGGUUUUCCCAGGCAGCACCACUGAGGAUUAUAACCUCAUCGUCAUUGAGCGGGGGGCCGCUGCGGCUGCUGCGGCUGCUGGCCAGCCUGGGACUGCGCCCCCUGGGACCCCUGGAGCCCCUCCUCUGCCUGGCAUGGCCAUCGUCAAGGAGGAAGAGACCGAGGCUGCUAUCGGAGCACCCCCUGCUGCCACCGAGGGCCCAGAGACCAAGCCUGUGCUCAUGGCCCUGGCGGAGGGUCCUGGUGCCGAGGGCCCCCGCUUGGCCUCCCCCAGUGGCAGCACCAGCUCCGGCCUGGAGGUGGUGGCUCCAGAGGGUACUUCAGCUCCCGCCGGUGGCCCUGGUGCUCUGGACGACAGCGCCACCAUCUGCCGUGUCUGCCAGAAGCCAGGCGACCUGGUCAUGUGCAACCAGUGCGAAUUCUGCUUCCACUUGGACUGCCACCUGCCCUCCCUGCAGGACGUGCCGGGGGAGGAGUGGAGCUGCUCUCUCUGCCACGUGCUGCCUGACCUGAAGGAGGAGGACAGCAGCCUGAGCCUGGAUGGCGGGGACAGUGCUGGUGUGGUGGCCAAGCUCUCCCCUGCCAACCAGCGGAAGUGUGAACGUGUCCUGCUGGCCCUGUUCUGCCACGAGCCCUGUCGGCCCCUGCACCAGCUGGCCACCGAUGCCACAUUCUCCCUGGAUCAGCCCGGUGGCACCCUGGACCUGACCCUGAUCCGUGCCCGUCUUCAGGAGAAGUUGUCUCCUCCCUACAGUUCCCCCCAGGAGUUUGCCCAGGAUGUGGGCCGUAUGUUCAAGCAGUUCAACAAGCUGACCGAGGACAAGGCGGACGUGCAGUCCAUCAUCGGCCUGCAGCGCUUCUUUGAGACUCGCAUGAAUGAGGCCUUCGGUGACACCAAGUUCUCAGCUGUGCUGGUGGAGCCCCCACCGCUGAGCCUGCCUGGUGCCAGCCUGAGUGCCCCAGAGCUUUCUGGCGGCCCUGGCGAUGGCCCCUGAGAGCGGGACUCCCCCGGCCGGCCCAGCCUCACUGUUUUCCUGUCCCGUCAGCCCCCUCACCCCUGUCCCUCGGUGGCCCAGCUCCCGCUCCUUGGUGGCUCCACCCCCCAGCCCCUCACAAUAUGGUUUUUACUUCUGUGGAUUUAAUAAAAACUUCACCAGUU
Molecule: messenger RNA, 2702 nt
Organism: Talpa occidentalis (Iberian mole)
Lineage: Eukaryota; Metazoa; Chordata; Mammalia; Eulipotyphla; Talpidae
Gene: TRIM28
Product: tripartite motif containing 28
Exons: 17
Coding region: 1-2538 (845 amino acids)
Molecular function (GO): zinc ion binding; protein binding; transcription corepressor activity
Source: RefSeq, a predicted model, not a curated record